GGGAAGGAGGGGUGUGCAACAUCUCAGGUCCAGCCCCCACCUUCCUGCCGUGGUUGUAUAGGGUGUGGACUGGGUAUUGCACAAUUAUUGUGGAGGGCACCUUGAUCAGUAGCUGACAAAGAGCUGCAGGUUUGGUGAAGGAGACGGAGGGAGCGUGAAUAAUGUAAGUUAAGUUAAGAAGCAACUAAAGUCAUGUUUUUUCAUCCGUGGUGGGAAUGCUGUCUUGGAACGUAUGAAAAACAUCUUAGUUGAUAUUCUGUAUAAAGCUGAUGAAUACUGCAGCCAUUGCUGCCGCCCAGGAGUAGUGGGAGUUUGAGUCCAGGGCUUUAUUUUGUACGUUUCUAUAAACCAGAGAGUGUGGACGGGCUGAGGCAUAGAAAAUGUUUCCUUUAAAUCCUUUUACUAACUUCCUUUUCUUAUUUUCCAUCUUUCAAUUUUUUUUUCAUGUACUUUAUUUAUAAAUUAACUUCUUGGGGCUCUGUGUCCUGUCUGUACACAACACUUUAUUUAAAUAAAGUUUAAAAAAACGUUGAUUUGGGGGAAGGCUCACUCCGGUUAGUCCUGCAGCACUGCCAGGGUUAAUGUAGUAACAGGUGCACUGGCCACAUCGACACAGGACUUUAACCCGUGUAUUGAGCAAGUUAGCCCAGACUCAGGCAAAGCAGCGUUUAUGAAGGUUUCCUGUGCAACACGUUGGAUUGAAGUCAUUUUUUCUGUCCUAUAGAGUUUUAACCCCUUAAAGACUAGUGAGAGUUUAUGUCAAAGCUCAGGAACUGGGCCAAUCAGAGCUCCGUAACUACUGUGGUUUAAUUUCAUUGCUUUCUUCUGGCUCCAUAGAAAGUUAUUGUAAUAAAAAAAACAGACCCCACCUCCCCAAAUAAAUAAAUAAAAAUGCUGGAGGGGCUGGGCAGCAUACAAACAUAGUACUUUGGAGAGAAACAAAGAAUAUAAUGUAUGGACUAUUUAUAGGCCUUCACGCUAUACUACAUACGUGAUAACAUACAUAUAAAAUUAUACAAAAACCAAUCAAUGAAGUGUCCUCAUUCCACUGGUAAGGAGCGCGCUGGGCAUGUGCCAACGGAAUCAGCACAAAAAUAACUCUCACCUCCAGGGAGAACAAAGUAAAUAAUUACACUUCAUUAACUUUACAAUGGAUUGAUUUAUUUCUCAAGUUUAAUUAGAUAAACAAACUUCUAUCGGUAGUUGAGUCAUUCAGUGCUACCAGCAAUCAUUUUAACAUCUAAAGGACAACUGUCUAAGCAACGGGACAACGCCCUGCGGGAAACUAGCAAAACAGGAACAUGGCGAGGGGGGGGAAGGCACGUGCAACCUGGGCAACAAAUUCAUUGAACUCAGGUUCAACCACACCAUCUAGAAAGUCAGAACCAUUUAAACCAGAUCGCUAAAUAACAACGGGUCCAUCGUCUCUCUAGCUUACCCACGAGCAUGUUGUGUUUGUUUAUUGGCAUUAGAUGACAUGGGAGUGAAGCCUCAUCGGCAACCAUGGAGAGGAUGGACGUCUCUGUCACAAAUAUUCUACAUUUCUGUACUUUAUAUAAUGAUUGUUUCUAACAUACAUUAACUUUACUUUGCUGGGUGUGGGGGGAUUGCUGGGUGUUGGGGGGCAUUGCUGGUUUGGUGAAGGAGACGGAGGGAGGAUUGGGGGUGUGGGAGGAUUGCUGGGUGUGGGGGGGAUUGCUGGGUGUGGGAGGAUUGCUGGGUGUGGGAGGAUUGCUGGGUGUGGGGAGGAUUGCUGGGUGUGGGGGGAUUGCUGGGUGUUGGGAGGAUUGCUGGGUGUGGGGGAUUGCUGGGUGUGGGGGGUGUGGGGAUUGCUGAGUGUGGGAGGAUUGCUGGGUGUGGGGAGUUGCUGGGUGUGGGGGAUUGCUGGGUGUGGGGGGAUUGCUGGGUGUGGGAGGAUUGCUGGGUGUGGGAGGUUGCUGGGUGUGGGGGGAUUGCUGGGUGUGGGAGGAUUGCUGGGUGUGGGGGGGGUGUGGUUGCUGGGUGUGGGGGGUUGCUGGGUGUGGGGGUUGCUGGGUGUGGGGAUUGCUGGGUGUGGGGGGAUUGCUGGGUGUGGGGGGAUUGCUGGGUGUGGGAGGAUUGCUGGGUGUGGGAGGAUUGCUGGGUGUGGGGGCAUUGCUGGGUGUGGGGGGAUUGGUGGGAAGUUAUGGAGCUGACUCUGUGGCGCUGUGUGCCAGGGAGUGUGUUUCUUUGUGUGCCUGUAAGUACUAAUCUGUGUGUAUAGAUGGGAGUUUGCGUGUCUGUUGCUCGGACGUCUCACUGUGUGUCUUAGGGAACUUCGACCACUUUUUGUGUGAUGGGCUAGAGAUUGAUGGUAAUCCUAAACACGGUGCGAAUACCUUUCCCAGUCCCAUUAAAAUUCAAAUACAUCACACAUUAUAACAGAGCCUGCCUGUUACAAAACCAAACAAAUGACUUCAAAGGAAGUGAUGUGCGCAUGGUGAGCAAUGUCCCAAUAUUAGCAUAACAGAAUAACUGCACUUCUUCCCUCGCAUACUUUUAUUGUCUUGGUGUGUUUUUCCAUUUAUUUAUCUUUUAUCUCUAAGACAAAAAAACUGUAUCCAGUAAAUUAUUUAAAAAAAAUGUGGAGAUUGUUUGCUUAGAGGCGAAAUAGAAUUGCAUGCUGUAUUUUAUACAAUGUAAAUUAGUUAUUACUACUUUAUCUGCUAAGUAACCAUCUAUUUGAUAUAGAAUGCCGAAAACUAUUUUAGUUUAUAUUAACAAUCUUAUAAAUAAGCAAACUGGGGUGGAACUGCAUUCCUGAGUUGAAAAGGAUAAAUUAAAGUUCAUGAAGAUUUCACGUUAUACUUUAUGGGGUAGUUAUUAAUGCAGAUUGAAAAUCUCGCUUUCAGAGCUUGCAAUCUACUGCUAUUGUGUCUGUAAACUGCACAGCCUGAGCGGUGUUUAGCUCUGAUUUCCUUGUAAUUCCUGGAUGCAGUAUUUCCAUUUGAUUACUUUCCAUAAGGCCCAGAUAUGGCUUUAAAGUGAAAAAUUAUCUGAUUUCAGUUUGAAUGGCUUUGUACCGGGCACAUAAGCGAGGGUUACAUUUUGAAGAUUUUAUAAAAAAAAUUGUGUUCAGUAUCAGUAUGGUUAGGUCUCCCAGUGUCCACGUGUAUUUCUUAUUAAUUUAGUGCCUGUGUUUAUCUCCCUUAGAGAGCCCGUUGGGAGUAGCGUCUGAUACAAAGACUUUCUCACUAAAAUUUAAUCUCCAUCAAUCACAAGAAAGGAGACCACACUGGAGGUUGAUUGCAUAAUUUGAAGGAGGCAGAUUAAGCUUGGGAGAGAUCAUUGAGAUCAUUCAGGAGUAUUCAGACAUUUUGCCCUAAGAUUGCGGAUAACUUGCAGGUUGUAGAAAGUAGAGAUACGCACGGUGUGAACUAGAAGUGAAAAAUGUGUGGAGGAUAAAGUCACAGAAAUGCAGUGAAAAGAUAAAGGCUUGAAGAGCGAAGACAAGAACAUGGAUGGAGAUACAGACCCCACCAUGCUGGAUGAACCUGGAAGCAUGCAGCUGGGACAGAACAUAGAAAUCUCACAGUGGGAAGGCAAGAAUUACCAGGGAGGAACUAAUACAUUGGAAGCUAAAUCUGAGAAUAUGAAGAGGACAACAGCGACCUUGGCAGAGCCAGUCAGAAACAUGGGAGGUGCAAAAGAGAGCAUGUUGGAGGAAUCAAAGAGCAUGCACGGAGACUCUGAGAGUUUGCCUGGCAUUAAUGGCCACGAUGAAGGAGCCACUGUUAGGUGUAUGAAUCCAAAAAGCAAGACCAUACAAGAGGAAGUAGAUAAAAUGUUGGGUGGACCAAAGCGCAUACACAGAGAUACUGAAUGUUUGCAGCAGGUAGCUAAGAACAUGGAAGAGAGAACUGAGGUCUUGGGAGGGGAAACCAAGAGCAUGCAUGAGAUUGGGGACUGCACACUGGAUGGAGCAAAGAGAGUGUGGGGAGAUUGUGAAUGUUUGCAGAGUGUGGAAAGGAAAGAUGAAAGUAGAUAUGGAAAAAGGGAGAGUUUUCAGAACAUGGUUGAAGAAAGCAAGACCUUGACAAAGGAAGACAAAAAUAUGGAGGAGGAGGUUGACAGGAUGUUGAGUGGACCAAAUAGCAUGUUGAGAGAUAUUGAAUGUUUUCAGGGGGUAGCGAAGAACAUGGAAGAGAGAACUAAGGGCAUGGGAGAGGAAACAAAGAGCAUUUAUGAGAAGGGGGAGUCCAUGUUGGGUGGACCAAAGAAAGUGCCAAAAGACUGUGAGUAUUGUCAUGUAGUCACUGAGAAUGUGGAAAGGAAAGAUGAGAUUAUGUGUGGAGAGGGGGAUAGAUUACAGGGAGGGACCAAAUGUUUGAAGACUGAAUCUGUCAAUAUACUUUGGGAAUCUGGGACCUUGGUAGAAGAAACCAAAAACAAGGAGGUGAAGGUUGGUGGAAUGUUGGGCGGACCAAAGAAAGUGCCAAAAGACUGUGAGUAUUGUCAGGUAGUCACUGAGAAUGUGGAAAGGAAAGAUGAGAGUAUGUUUGGAGAGGGGGAUAGAUUUCAGGGAGGAACCAAAUGUUUGAAGACUGAAUCUGUCAAUAUACUUUGGGAAUCUGGGACCUUGGUAGAAGAAACCAAAAACCAGGAGGUGGAGGUUGAUGGAAUGUUGGGUGGACCAAAACACAUUGACAGAAACACUGAAAGUUUACAUGGGGAGACUGUGAACAUGCUUGAUAACAUAAAAAUCUUCGCAGAAGAUGCCAAAAAUAUGAAGGAGGCAGUGGACAGAAUGUUGGGUGAACAAAAGAUCAUUCUAACUAAAAGCUUGUAUGGGGUAGAUGAGAGCUUGCAUAAGAAAACCAAUAACUUGGCAGAGAAUGUCAGCAAGAUGGAGGAAGAAGUCAACAGAAUAUUGGGUGAACCAAAUAGCAUUCCAGGAGACACUGAAAGUUUUUUUAGAAUAACUGGAAACAUUGUUGAGAAAAGCAAAACCUUAUCAAAGGAAGUGAAAAAUAUGGAGGGGAAAGUUGACAGAAUGUUGGGUGGACCAAAGAGCAUGGACAGAGACACUGAAUGUUUUCAGGGAGUAGCUAAGAACAUGAAAGAGAGAACUGAGGCCUUGGGAGGGGAAACCAAGAACAUGUAUGAGAAUGUAGAUUGUAUAUUGGGUGGACCAAAGAAAGUGCCAAAAGACUUUGAAUGUUGUCAGGUAGUCAUUGAGAAUGUGGAAAGGAAAGAUGAGAGUAUGUGUGAAGAGGGGGAUAGAUUUCAGGGAGGAACCAAAUGUUUGAAGACUGAAUGUGACAACAUACUUUGGGAAUCUGAGAUCUUAAGAGAAGAAGCAAAAAACAAGGAGGUGAAGGUUGAUGGAAUGUUGGGUGGGCCAAAGUACAUUGAUGAAAACACUGAACGUUUGCAUGUGGUGACUGAAAGCAAUGUUGAGAAAAUCAAAAUCUUGGCAAAAUAUGGCAAAAAUAUGAAGGAGGUAGUUGACAGAAUGUUGGGUGAACCAAAGAGCAUGCAUAUAGAUACUGAAUGUUUGUAUUGGGUAGAUGAGAGCUUGGAUAAGAAAACCAAUACCAUGGCAGAGAAAGUCAGCAAGAUGGAGAAAAAAGUCAACAGAAUAUUGGGUGAACCAAAGAGCAUUCAAGGAGACACUGGAAGUUUGUUUAGGGUAACUGGGAACAUUGUUGAGAAAAGCAAGACUUUGACAAAAAAUAUGAAGGGGAAAGUUGACAGAAUGUUGGGUGGACCAAAGAGUUUGCGCAGAGACAUUGAAUGUUUUCAGAGGAUAGCUAAGAACACGAAAGAGAGAACGGAGGCCUUUGGAGGGGAAAAUAAGAGCAAGUAUGAGAAGGGGGACUGCAUGUUGGAUGGACCAAAGAAAUUACCAAAAGACUGUGAGUGUUGUCAGGUAGUCACUGAGAGUGUGGAAAGGAAAGAUGAGAGUGUGGAGAUGAGUGGAGAGAGGGAGAGAUUUCAGGGUGGAAGCAAUGGUUUGAAGAAUAAAUCUGUCAAUAUACUUUGGGAAUCUGGGACAUUGGUAGAAGAAACCAAGAACAAGGAGGUGAAGGUUGGUGGAAUGUUGGUAGGACCAAAACACAUUAACAGAAACACUGAACGUGUGUUUGGGGUGACUGUUAACAUGGUUGAUAAAAUCAAAAUGUUUGCAGAAGAUGCCAAAAAUAUAAAGGAGACAGUUGACAGAAUGUUGGGUGAACCAAAGAUCAUGCUAACAGAUACUGAAAGUUUGUAUGGGGUAGAUGAGAGCAUGGUUGAUAAAAUCAAAACCUUGGCGGUGGAAGCCAAAAAUAUAGAGGAUAAAGCUAGAAGGAUUGUGGGUGGAAUAAAAUGCAUUCAGGGAGACCUCAAAUGUGUACAUUGGGUAGCUGAGGACAUGGAUGAGGAACAUGAAAUCAAAAGUACAUUUGAUUAUAAUGACAGAAUUUUGGGUGGACCAAAGAGCAUGCAUAGAGACACUGAAAGUUUGCAUGGGGUGGCUUUGAGUGUAGAGGGGAAACUAGAGUGUAUGCACCGAGGAGCAAGUGAUGUGGGGUAUGAAUCUGAGAACAUCAAUAUAGAAACUAAGAUUUUGGGUGAAGUAGCCAAAAUAAUGGAUAAGACAACAAAUUGCAUGUUGAGUAAACCUAAGAGCAUGCAGAGUAGCACAAACAGUUUGCCAGGGCAAUUUGAAAGUGUGGAAGAGGAAAAUGAGAGCAAAUUUGAAGAAGGAAGGAGUUUGAAACAAGGACCGAAAGAUGUAGAGACUGAACGUGAGAGGAGGGAAUGGCAAACAGAGGAAACCAAAUAUAUGGAGAAGAUCACAGAGAGCUCUCAGAAAGAAGUCAAAAGCUUGCUCGAAGGAUCUACAUGCAAACCAAGUCACAACUCUGUAAAACAUGAAAUCUGGCAAGAAAUUGCUCCAAGGAGGGAGAAAAGGAGAAAAAAGAAGAAAAGACAGAAUACAGAUUGUGAAAUAUUUCCUACAUCCCAAAGCAAGUCACCCACACUGCCAGCCAUACACAAAGGUAGGUUAUUUCACAACUGCUUCUGUUUUAUUUGUAAGAAAAAAUAAGAUGGACCUCAUGAUAAGAUGAUAAUAUCUCAAGAUCUUUGUAUCUUGUUACUUAUUUCUUUAGGAUAAAUAAAAAGAUGGGCAUUGUGAAUAGGUUUAGGUUGAAAAAAAAAAAACAAUAUGUAAAACAAUAUGUAAUUGAGUUUAAGGAGUUGAAAUACAAAUAUUCAUCCACAGUCCACUCAAUGCUCACCUUAAGGAGUAGCGAUCUUUUCUCUGACACUCUGAGUGCUAGUACCUACUGAUAAGUGUGGGAGUCAAUUUGUGUGUUUAUGGGUCUAAAACAAAACACAAUAAUCUUCAACUACCAGGAGUUCUCACACAAAAAGGCAAUUGUUUCCAAUCCAAUGGUGGAAUUGGUAGCAUCGGCACUCAGACUGAUAUAGAUAAUACAUAGCAUAGUCUGGCACUAGAUGAUUCCCCGCUGUAUCUUGUAGACAACAUUGCAGGUUAGAUUGUAAGAGAUGAUUCUAAUAGAGAAAACGAUUCUAUUGCAUGAAAUAAGUGUACCGCUGAUCACUAUAAACAAAAGUGAAAAUAAAUAAAUAAAGCAUCACCUUGAGGGCUAUACAAAAUGGCAGCUACUACACAAAAUGGCAUCCAUCAAACCAAAUUCAUCUAGAUUUUGAUUUUAUUCUUUAGUUUUCGGUUUUUAAUAAAGGCCAUUUUUAUUCUCCACUGGCUGAAUAUAUUUGGAGCAUUUCACUUUUGAAAUGAUGCUCUGCUUGUACUAACUGUUCCAUAUGUCUCUAAUAAUGUAUCCGUAUUGCUGGUAGAAUGUCACAAGCUGUUUUAUUGUCUCCGGCAGGUCAUGUGAUCUGGCUGGUGUUAGCGUUGUGCCUGUGCAGAGUUUUUCCCAGUGUCACUGCUAAUGGUAAGUGUGUUUGUGUUAGUGGCACUAACAGAUUGUCACACUCACUAAUGCAGGCUUUCCUACUCUCUGUCUGAUAUAAUGGCACGUGAACAGAAAGAUAAUGAAGAUCUGAGGGUGAGAGAAUUAACACUUAGUUAACAAGUUAAUGAGUGUUUACACAGAAAUAUAUUACAGUGGGGAAAGUGUUAAGAAAAACCUACUGAAAAUGUAAUCAAAGCUUGCGUCUCUUUAAAAUACAAAUAAAUAAAUAGAAUAUGAUCUCAACAGAUUUUCGGAUCCUUAUUGUGGCGGACCACCUGGCACCCCGUCUGGGUGCCUCCGCCAAUCGAUGCUUCCUAGUGCUCACCGAGUACUCCAAGCACUCCACCAGACACAUCAGCACUGUAGUCCCCACUUCCAGCAUUACAGCUUGGUUGGCGUCUCACUGUCCUCCACCCACCCUGGACCCAAGACCAGGAUCCAGUAGGUAGACCUCUCCUGGUUCAGAGAGGGAAACAGGCUGCUCUUACAAGAGCAAUUGCUGUGAUCCAAGGGAGUAUAGUGAUUAUAGCAAUCCCCAGAGUGUGAAUAUAGCUCUCCAAUCCCCCAAACAUGAGCCUAGACUUCAUGAAGGGUAAAAUGAAUCUCUUUAAUGGCAGCCACAACUGGCAUUUUGUAACAGUCCCCAUGCAAGGGGCACUACCCCCUGGAUCUGAGAGUAGACUACAGUAAAAACAUACACACAAUUGCAUUGGCUCUCCAGGACACUCCCAUACAAAACAAGACAAUCCCUCCUCUAUAUACAUCCUUUGGGAGAAAAUUGAGUCAGGAACUGAACUAACGCAAUUAUCUUGCACACAAAACACAACUUUUAACAACACUCCAAAAAUACCCCCAAAACCCAUGGUAAACUCGCAAAUGUUACAUCUCCUGAUAGCCUCGAUCUGGGUGACCAACGUAUCCAAAAAUUACCCAGAUCGGUUCAGGGGUUCGGGAUUUCAAUGGAAGUCAUAUUUUUGACUGACCGCAGGCAUGGUCCUAUGCCCAAAACAGUUCCAGGGAAUCAGGGCUAACAGUCUGUCUCUCUAUCUGGAGUACAAAAGUACAUAACUCACAUGAACAGAGCCUUUUAAAGUGCAUUGGGUAAGGUAUAAUGCAGGGCUCGUAGUCCUGAGGCAAGAGGCUGGCUAGCAGGCCCCUCCAAGAACCCGUGACGAGGCUUAUUUCAGUUUUAAAAAUAGCGUGACAAUUGACACAUGGGAUACAUCUUUGGUAGCUAAAGAUUGAGCAAAACUAAAAGAAAAAAAGCGUUUUGGGGAAAAUUUCCUUUAUCAUACAUUGUUUCUGAUUCGGCUUGAGAUAUCCGCAUUGAAUAGUUAAUAUAAUUUUUCUUAGAAGCAGUAGGGCGUGAACAAAUAAAAUGUUUACAUAAAUGAUGUUAACGUGUUCAGGUAUUCCAAAAAAUAUAUGAAUACUUAUGGUCUUUUUAGAGGCAGACUAGAUAGGCAAAUGGCUCUUAUUUGUCAGCAAUGUGUCUUCAUUUCCUAAAAUUAGCUGCAGUAGUUACUAAUUGCAGGAUGGAGGGCUAGAUGGAAAAUUAUAAAGUAAAUUCGUACUUUGUAUUGGUUUUUGAGAAGUAGAAAGUAUUUGGAAGUUUCUGUUCAAUAUUUAGUCUGUCUCAAAGACAAUACCUUCUAAUUACUCCUCUGGUUCAGUUCUGUGCAGAUAAUUCCAUUCAGACGGUCAUUAGCUACAGCAGGGUUGUCCAACCUGCGACCCCCCAGAUGUUGCUGAACUACAACUCCCCUGUUUCCCUGGCUAUCUGUUUCAACAAAAGAAUCAUGGGAGUUGUAGUUCAGCAACAUCCGCGGGGCCGCAGGUUGGACAAACAAUAGUGAUAGUUAUCACUUCUUAAUGAACUACAAAAAAAAAGUAUCAUGACAAAGGAUGUAUUGGAAAAAUGACCAAUGUAAGAAAAUAAAUGCGUGAACAGCUUCCUAUGUUCGCACAGUGAACUAAAUUACUGACUUUACAUUAAACCAGGAAUGAGAUUUGUCUUUUUAACAAAAACAAAGAAUAUUUACACUCUCAAAAAUGGGAAAAAACUUAGAGAAACUCUGAGUAGUUUGCCCUUCAAUUAGUCCCCGCUCAGGUCUCAAAAAUGUUUUACUCACUUGUGCCAUUAUAGCUAUAUAUUAUUUGUAUAUUUGUUUGCAGACACUCAGAUGCCAAACUCAAAGGGGACGUCUCUGAUAUAUCAGUUUUGUAGCAAGCUGGUGAAUCUGACAGAUGCGACCAUGGUGAUACGGAAUUCGAAACUGGAGGAAAUCUGUACCCUGGCAAAAACACUUCAGCGCUGCAGAAAAAACUAUUCACAUUUCAACUUCACUUUCCGUGAUUCGUGUGUUUACAUGAACACAACAGACCAGGUUUCUGUGAAUUAUGCCAUGGAAUAUGGCAAAUGGAAGAUAAUCCAAUCAGUACUAGUUGGUAUGUCACCAUGUUUUGUUGGCAUUUGCCAGGAUUUUUGCUUUUUUACACUUUUCAAACAAUUUAGCUACAAAAAUGCCCAUAGACUCCAAUAUAGACAUCUGUAGAUAAAUCAUUUAAAUAUGCUUAUCAAAAAGUAUAAAAUUGAGACUAUUAUGUUCAAGUUAAAUGUAUUUAGUUUAGCUUAAAACUGUGUUUGUACUGUGAAUCUAGGACAUAAAAACCUCUUUAUCUAAAUCUCCAACAAUUAGAAGUUGAUGGGCCCGGUAGUAGAAAAUCAAUGUUUUUUUCAGAGUAGUAAACCGUAGACACCAGGCCUUUUCACUUGUAUUCCUCAUGGUUUCAGAUGAGACGAUCCAACCAGAGAUGAAGCUGGUGGGUCCAAUAGGAAACACAACAGUUGGCGAUCAGACUGACGUACGUUUUCCUGCUUGGGCCAUUGCUCCUGUCAUCGUUUCUCUGGCAGUAUUUUUUGGAAUUUUAAUUUACUGUUACUGUUUGAAAAGGUAAGGAAUACACAUUCUUCUAAUUUGAUGGCAUUAGUUGUUCUUUUUCUCUCUUUGCCAAAUAAAUAUUAAUUUAAUGGAUGUUUGCCUUUUCAUGGAGUAGCCAUUUUAUUGGAGUCCCAUGGUGGAAAACAUCAUAGACAUUCACUGCCAGCUACAGUAUGACCUUGUGCAAUGCUUCAAUGACACUCUAUGGUGUACUCUGCCAAUUACAACGGGGACUGCAAAUCUUCCAGCAAAAUGUCAGCUCUCCAGACUAGACGAAAUAGGAGCCCAGAACUGGUUUAAUCAGAUAAACAGCAGAAACUAUUAGAAAAUUUAAGGACAAUUAAUUUUACAUUUGUAAAAGAAGGAGAAAAAUAGACACGGUACUAUAAAUUGUAUUAAAACAUCUUUAUUGUUUGUUUUCAGAAAAAUAGGACAUGUUCAGCUUAAUCUAUGCUGGUAAGUAUCAGGAAAGUAUAAUUCCUUCUGGGUCUAGAACAGAUUUCUGGGUUAACUAGCUGGUUCUAGAACAGGAUUCUUUGUGAACUAGCUGGGUCUAGAACAGGAUUCUGGGUUAACUAGAAAAGGAUUUGGGGUUAUUUAGCUGGGUCUAGAAAAGGAUUUGGGGUUAUUUAGCUGGGUCUAGAACAGGAUUCUGGGUUAACUAGCUGUGUCUAGAACAGGAUUAUGUGUGAACUAGCUGGGUCUAAAAGAGGAUUCCAUGUUAACUAGCUGGUUCUACAACAUGAUUCUACGUGAUCUAGCUGCGUCUAGAACAGGAUUCUGGGUUAACUAGCUGGUUCUAGAACAUCAUUCUGUGUGAACUAGCUGGGUCUAGAACAUCAUUCUGUGUGAACUAGCUGGGUCUAGAACAUCAUUCUGUGUGAACUAGCUGGGUCUAGAACAGGAUUCUGUGUGGACUGGCUGGAUCUAGAACAGGAUUCUGUGUGAACUAGCUGGGACUAGAACAGGAUUCUGGGUUAACUAACUGGUUCUAGAAGAGGAUUCUGUGUGAACUAGCUGGGUCAAGAACAGAAUUCUAUGUAACUGGCUGGGUGUAGAACAGAUUUCCAUGUAACUAGCUGGAGAAGGCUCUAUAAUUGGUGCCUUUUGGUGCCCUUUUGUAACCCAAGUCUGAUUGAUUAUGACCCCAGGAUGAAAAACAGAAAAUAUGAAGUCACUUAACUUGUGCCAAUAUAAUAACUCCCAGCCUUCUUUGUUAGUGUUCGCUACACCUCAGUGAAUAUAACUGAAAAUCCCGAGGACCAUCCUGUGGAAGGAAAUGGACUUCAAACAAUCUCUGAAGAAAAUCUUCCCCUGUCCCAAACACACCACGGAGAAACAAACGGAACCCCAAUGUUAGGGACACAUAGCAGGGAACGUGAUAGAUCAUUCUGAUUAUUACACUUUCUAUGGGAACAAUUCAACAAAAUGUGCAGGUCAACAAAAAACAAAUUCAUGUAACGAUGAUGUUUUCUGAUGUUUAUUGAAUUCUUCUUAUUAAUAUCUUUAUUACUAUAGAAUAGGACUCUUCGUGUGAAAUAAUGUGGCUUUUGUUAUGUCAGCGGUAAUGAAGAUGUGUUAGUGUAGUGAAUGCCUGAACACAUCGUGAACUGCUGUACAUUAAAGCCUUAUCCUUUACUUCCUCAAAAAUAUAAUAAUUAGAAUUACUUUAUUAUAUCUCGUUAAACCGUCUCAGAGUAAUGUAACACUCUGGAAGGCAUUCUAAAUAUUUUAUAAAUGAAGAAAUCCAUGAUGUAUCAAUGUUCCUGCAUGCUGUGUGUUUUACUAAUAUUUAGAUUACAUGUAUAAAGCUAUAUCUACACAUGGAUUUUGUUAUACCAAUUAAUAGAAUAUUCAUUGAUUUCAUGAGGAAUUGUCACCUCGAUUCUUAAACCAUUUAAUUACAUUCAGCCACUUACAGGGAUGGAGACUGCAGUAGACAGGUAUAAAGAUUAAAAACACUCACAUUCCUCUCAUUACAUUGUCCCCACUUGUGGUAUCAUGGACCUAGUAUGAUUAGCAUGAUGUGCCAGGUUGUGCCUUACAAAUUCACAUAUAAUAAAUUCUAAAAAAAGAUCAAAUUAUUCCCCUUGUUUUAACAUAACCCAUGUAUGACUUUUAUUUAGCGAGUGUUAAUUAGUGGAAAGGAAAUGUAAUUCUUUGAUCAGUCUGCAGUGCAUUGUGGAACGGCGCUGCAAUUAUUAGCCAUUAAGGGCUAAAAAUAGGAUAGAGGAUAAAUUAGGAUAACGAUAACUUGUACAGUAAAAUCCCUCUCAAAUUAUUAAUGUCUGUCAAUAUUAUUGAUUUUUAAUAAAUGUUUAUUUCUAAUAUGCUAAGAUUUGGUGUGAAUUUAUUUUGUUUUUAUAGAAAAUUUGGGGAUAUGACACAAUGACUAUUACUAUUCCUGCAAAACGUGUCAUCC
This is a messenger RNA of Pelobates cultripes (western spadefoot toad), 13310 nucleotides long. The record is from the annotation of a GenBank genome assembly. Lineage: Eukaryota; Metazoa; Chordata; Amphibia; Anura; Pelobatidae.